AUGGCCAUGAGAAGUGGCGCGAGCAUUACAAGAAACAUCACGGACGUUUUCGCACUGCUACGUUCUAACGCUCAACAAAGCCGUUACAUACUUCGCAACGAUGAUAGCUCGAUAGCUUACCGAGGAGGUCAAGAUGGUUAGUCUUCUGGUAUCGUUUCCUUGUUUUCUAAUAUUUGAUAUUGCAGAAGAGAAGAUGACAUUGAUUGAAUUGGAAAGUGGAGCGAAUAGCUCUCCAGCAGAGCAGCCGUACUGGAUUCAUACGGUAGACGAGGUUGAUUUUGAGUUCGAAAAGUUUGACUUUUUUCACUUUUUGAAAAUGAAAAUACUGAUUCAGAGUGCGUGCAAAAAUGGAAGAACUCUCUGUGCGUCAAAGAAAACAAUUGUCGCGCCCUAAUUUGGGGGACGACUUAUUCGAUGAGGAACAGAGAGAGAUGCAGCUGAGCAGUGAGCAGAUAACUCAAAUGCUGUCCCAUUGUCAAAGGAUGAUAAGGUAUAACUUUCAUAAAAUGAAAAAAAGCCGGGCUCUUUUUUCAGAAUGCUCUCCACUCAAACUGUAAAAGGAGAGAAAAAUGCAGAACGCAAAAUUAGAGAUAAUGCAGCACAAACGUUAAAUUUAACGUUGUCGCAAUUAACAAACAGUUUCCGGUCCGACCAGGUCAAAUAUUUAAAAGACAUUGAGGUAGCUUUUCUAGAAGUUUGAAUAAAUUUUUAUGAUUUUCAGCAUCGAUCACGGAAUGUAAGUAACUAUCUUGUUACUCACGACGCCGAUUGCGAUGAAACAAAUUGGACCGACCUCUUAGAAGCCUCGACGUCUGCCGAAUACACAAUGGCAGAACUAGAAUUAUUCAUGAAUACCGACAAAGAAGUUCGCGAACGGGAGAAAAAAGUAAAGAAUAUUUUUCUAGACAAUUCAAUGCCUUUUUUCAGGUUCUGGCGGUCAACGCAUCAAUUGGCGAGCUCAACACAAUUUUCAAGGAAGUCUCAAAUAUGAUAAUUGACCAGGGAACCAUCGUGGACAGGUAACAAGAUCAGGAAAAAAAAAGAUAAGCGUUAUGAGUUUUCAGGAUCGAUUUCAACGUUGAACAAUCUUCGAUCCGAGUCGGUAGGGCAGUCGGAGACGUCCAGAAGGCCGAGAAACACCAAAGACAAGACAAGAAAAUGCAUUGUAUUUGUCUCUUAACAAUAGCUAUAAUAUUCGUUUUGAUCCUUUUGAUAGCAACCAAAUUUUAAUUUUUUUGAACCCUUAUAAAUAUUUGUCCGUCAAUUUGUUUUUUUUCCUCACUGGUUUGAUACCAUCAAGUUUUUUCGGCGGCCUGUUCAUUUCCUAAUCAAUUUUUGAGGGUUGGAAAAAGAAAUGAAAGAAGGAAAAUCCGUCCACAAAUUCAACUGA
Caenorhabditis auriculariae is the source of this 1390-nucleotide messenger RNA. Lineage: Eukaryota; Metazoa; Nematoda; Chromadorea; Rhabditida; Rhabditidae. The record is from the annotation of a GenBank genome assembly.